This is a messenger RNA of Hyla sarda, 2513 nucleotides long. Its product is annotated as capping protein, Arp2/3 and myosin-I linker protein 3-like. Gene Ontology annotation, cellular component: lamellipodium; plasma membrane. Lineage: Eukaryota; Metazoa; Chordata; Amphibia; Anura; Hylidae. The record is from RefSeq and is a predicted model, not a curated record. Bases 267 to 2306 code for a protein of 679 amino acids. Gene Ontology annotation, molecular function: protein binding. Gene Ontology annotation, biological process: regulation of Arp2/3 complex-mediated actin nucleation; cell migration. The transcript has 26 exons.
CUCACCACCAACUGCUGCUCCACACCGCCGCACACAGGACUGACUGAAAGUAGCAGCAGCAAAGGUGAUGGCUGACUAAAGGGUUUUUAUAGUAUCCAGACUACAACAGGAGAAGUCAGUCCCCUAGUAGCCAGCGUACUGCAGGAGUAGGCGGAUUUGUAGUGUGGUGGCCUAAUAUGGCGUGUUGUAAUGUAAAGAAGACUAGGUUCCAUUGGAAGGCUCGAACGGAGAGGUAAAAACAGGUUUUACUAAGGGCGCACACCGCUAUGGUAUUGACUUCCUGUAGAGCGUUCCUGCUGCAUCACACACUUCCAUUAAAGGUGGAGAAUACAUUUAGCUACUUAGAAAUAAAUGACAUCGAUAUUCAAGAUCUUAGACUGGUGGUCUUAGGAACAGAAACCUCUUUUUAUCCAUUUCAGUUUAUGUGGGCGGAGGACCUUGAACAAGUAGUGAUCUGUGUUACAUCGGCCAUAAGAAAAAUAUUUCCGAAUUUAUCUCCUGGACCACUAAUAAGAAAAAAUCCAGAGCUACAAGACAAUUAUACAUGGAUUUCUAAUCAUCUAGAAGACUGUACAAGUAACCAAGGACCUUGUGGAGGAUUUUCUGAGACAUAUGCUGCAUUGUGUGAUUACAAUGGAUUUAUUGUUCGAGAAGAAAUUCAGUGGGACAUUGACAACAUAUAUCACAGCCAAGGAUCCAAAGAGUUCAAUUUGUUAGAUUUCAUUCACUUGGAUACUGGGAUGCCAUGGCUGGCAGGGGACAUCAGAACACCGAUUGAGCGGCAAAGAGGCAGCGAUGUGGCACUGGCAGUAGCUUCACUGUCAUUCAAUCAGUGGUUCACAAAACUUCAUUGCAAAGAUUUCCGUUUGAAACCAGAGAUUUGUAAGCAAAUUGUAUAUGUAUUAGGAAGAUCAAAGAACAUCGAAGAACUCGUUUUGGAGAACUGUGGAUUUAAAUGUGAAUUUGCCAUCAAGAUUGCUCAGACACUUGAUAACAAUGCCAACACUAUGCUCAAGACCAUAAAUCUUUCUGGAAAUCAUAUAGAAGAUAAAGGAAUUGCAGUAAUUAGCCAACAUUUUGAAAAGCGUCAGCAAGUUUUACAGCAUCUUAAUCUUGCAAGAAUUUCAGUAACAGCAAAAGGUAUCAGCAGUUUAUGCCAAUCCCUUACUUUAAAUCCCUCAUGUAGUAAAUUUCUUUGCCACCUUGACCUUUCUGGGAACCAUGGCAUUUUUGCCACAGAAGAUUCCAGUAAUGUCUUUAACUUCCUAACUCAUUGCACAUCCCUAUGCCAUCUUAACCUUUCUGGAACAGACUGUGCUGUACAUUCUCUGUUUGAAUCCUUACAUCAUGGAUGCUGCUCAAGCCUGUCUUAUCUGAAUGCUUCAAGAAAUGUGUAUUCCCACAGGAAAGUGAAAGACCUAUCCCCUACUAUUACAUUUUUAAACAACGCCCUUGCACUCCAACAUCUUAACCUAUCUGGAACAAAACUACCACCAGAUGCAUUAAGAGCAAUAUUCCAGGGUUUGGCAAUUAAUGAAAAAAUAUCUAAUCUUCACAUGGACCUUAGUAAUUGUGAGCUCCGUUCCUCUGGUGCACAAGUGAUACAAGACAUGAUCGUUGAUGUCAGUUCUGUGAGCUCUUUGGAUAUAUCUGGAAACGGAUUUAACUCUGAGAUGGUAACACUGAUAUUAUCAGUUGGAAGAAGUAGAUCCAUAAACCAUUUGUCUCUCGGCAAAAACUUCAGUUCAAAGUUCAACACUUCUGUCACAGAUAUACUUCACCGGAUUGUUCAACUGCUACAAGAUGAUGACUGUACAAUUCACUCUCUGUCUCUGGCUGAUUCAAGAUUAAAAUCAGGAACCAAUGUUAUUCUGAAUGCUCUGAGAAACAGCAGCAACCUUACCAAGAUAGAUUUAAGUGGAAAUUUAAUGGGAGAUCCUGGAGCAAAGCUAUUGGCAAAAGCCUUACACAUUAAUGGAAAACUGAAAACACUAAUUUGGGACAGAAAUAAUACAACAUCUGUUGGAUUCCUUGAUGUGGCACAUGCCUUAAAAAGGAAUUUUACACUAAUGACAAUGCCUUUACCAGUAAGUGACAUAUCACAAGCACAUCGAAUGAAUCCACAAAAAACAGAAGAGGCCUUACUACAGAUUCAAGAUUAUCUCCAGAGGAACAAUAAACUUACCAAUAGCAUUACUGGAAACACCAUUAUAUCUCAAGAGAAGAAAUGCCUUCCAGCAUCACCCAGACCUCUGACAAAUAUUGAACAUGAAUUUCAAGAGGCCAUUGAAUCCUUAGAACAAUAGCAGAUCUCUACAUAAGGAGCGGUAGUUAAUGAUACUAGCUUAAAAGAUGAAUGAAUCAGAGCGUAAGCUCUGCACUUACUUGUGUACAUCACCUUUGCCUUUAUAUUUUUGCUAAAAUUUGUGAGGCAAUGCAUCCUCAAAAGGAAUAUUGUCGCUUGUGUUAUGAUUGUGUUAAAGCUGUGUUAAACAAUAAACCUACAUAAACAA